Drosophila ananassae is the source of this 1765-nucleotide messenger RNA. RefSeq names its product putative ATPase N2B. Lineage: Eukaryota; Metazoa; Arthropoda; Insecta; Diptera; Drosophilidae. The coding region runs from base 201 to 1586 and encodes 461 amino acids. The transcript is spliced from 4 exons. The record is from RefSeq and is a predicted model, not a curated record. Gene Ontology annotation, molecular function: ATP binding; ATP hydrolysis activity. Gene Ontology annotation, cellular component: mitochondrion; cytoplasm.
AUUAAGUGACAUGAUGAGUUUUAGUAAAUAAUCUCAGCUAGCACAGCUGAUGUGCCAGCUGUAUGGCAAGGCCGUUGCAAAAUUCACGGCCAGCCAAAAAAAAUUCGCGGUCAGAUACGCGGAAUCGUUUAGUUUUAUGUAAUGAUAAGUUGACACGGAGCAAAAAAUAUCUUCUGAUGCGCUAAUUGUACUGCUCCACAAUGCUUCAUUACCAUCUCGGGUUCAUCGUCCGCUGUGCGCAGCGCACUCCUAAGGUCCUGUUGGCGCCGGUUUGCCACAUGAGCAGCCUGGCGCCCAUGCAGGAAUACCAGGAGCGCCUGAAAACGGGACAAUUGAUGGCCGACGACAGGCAAAUGCAAACGAUGAGGGAGCUAGAUGCAGUGUACCAUAGGAUUAAAAACUACACGCCCACCUACAAAAGCGGACGAGGCGGUGGAGGCUUUUUCAGCAGGCUUUUCGGCGCCAAACCACAAACAGAAGAUGAUCCCGAUGAUAUUACAGCGGGCAGCCACGCUCCUCUAGGAUUAUACUUGUACGGAAGUGUGGGCGUUGGCAAGACAACUCUAAUGGACCUCUUCUUCGACUGUUGCCCUCAUAUACAUCGCAAACAGCGCGUUCAUUUUACGGCCUUCAUGACAAAUGUUCAUGCUCGGAUCCACGAAGCCAAGACGUUGCAUGGACCUGCAGAUCGAUCUUUCAACUCUGAAAAGCCAGAACCCUUUGAUCCCACAAAACCGGUAGCGGACAUGAUAGCAAGAGAAUCCUGGUUAAUCUGCUUUGAUGAGUUUCAAGUGACGGACAUAGCCGAUGCGAUGGUGCUAAAACGACUGUUCACGCAUCUCUUUCGUCAUGGGAUUGUCAUCAUUGCCACCAGCAACCGUCAUCCCGAGGAUUUGUACAAGAAUGGAUUGCAGCGAACCAAUUUCCUACCUUUUAUUGCGCUUCUGCAAAAGCGCUGUAAAGCGUCCAAGCUUGAUUCGAUCGACUAUCGCCGGAUUGCCAAGUCCGGAGACACAAACUGGUUUGUCAAAGGCCAGACAGAUGCGGAUGCCGACAUGAAUCGCAUGUUUAAGAUCCUGUGCUCUGAGGAAAAUGAUAUCAUCCGACCGCGUACCAUCACCCACUUGGGGCGGAACCUUACUUUCAGUCGCACAUGCGGUCAGGUGCUGGACAGCACCUUUGACGAGCUAUGCAACAGAGCUCUGGCUGGCAGCGACUAUCUGCAGAUUUCCCAGUUCUUUCACACCAUCCUCAUCCGCGAUGUGCCCCAACUGACCCUCGAUGUGAAGUCACAGAUGCGGCGCUUUAUUACGCUAAUAGAUACACUAUACGACAACCGAGUGCGUGUAGUCAUAUCGGCAGACACAUCCCUGGACAAUCUGUUUAACUUCACAGGCGGUUCCAAGGGCAUAUCCGACUCCGACCGAGCACUGAUGGACGACCUAAAAAUAAAACACGGAUCGAAAGAGUCCCAGUCCAGUGUUUUCACAGGUGAAGAGGAGCUAUUCGCCUAUGAUCGAACCCUUUCGCGACUAUAUGAAAUGCAAAAGCGAGAAUAUUGGGAGCAGUGGGCCAAACACCGUUAAACCCCAACUAAUAGUACAAUUAGCGCAAGUACUUAAUUAAUGCGUAUACCUCCGUGUAGUGCAAUUUCGAAAACAAAGAACAACAAAAUUUUUGUUAUUUAAUGAUAUUAGCUAUAUAUUUUCAGCUAAGUGCCUUUUGAAAGUAUUAUAGCAAUGCAAUAAACGUAACAACUCAGUAA